Callithrix jacchus (white-tufted-ear marmoset) is the source of this 1640-nucleotide messenger RNA. RefSeq names its product oocyte secreted protein 1 (gene OOSP1). The record is from RefSeq and is a predicted model, not a curated record. NCBI's taxonomy places the organism in Eukaryota, Metazoa, Chordata, Mammalia, Primates, Cebidae.
GGUGUUGUCGGGCCUGAGGAGUAUGAACUUCGGACUGCACGGUCACGAACAUCGCAGAGCACUACAUGGCCUCUGACGUCGAGUGGGAUCCUGCAAGCUGCGCUGCUAAGAGUCUGCGAAGCCAACACAGGUGGUUCCGACAGAAAACCCCAAACAAGAAAGAAGCGUUAGCGGUGCCUUAAAUCCCCCCACUGCAGACACCAGGGGCUGAAAGGCACAAAAAUGUGUCGCAAUGGCAGAAUCCCAGUCGAGGUCACAGUCCAGAGCAAGAGCACGGGGAGGUGGCAGGAGUCGCGCGGGCUUCCCUGCAGGGCGGCCUCCGCUUCGCACCACAGGCGCUGCACGCCGCGCUCCCCAGUCACUCCUGAUUCCUGAGGGAGAUGCUUUCUUCAGUGACAGAGAACUCCAUGGUCUCCUCCUUCCAGUAGUCCACGUUGCUGUCCAGCCCGUCAGUGUACCCCUCCUCGAAACUCCAGGCGCUCGUUUUUCCGCUCCAUAUAGAGCUCCUGGGCUGUCUUCCGGUACUUCCGGAAGUGUUCCAUCAUUGUGCCCCGUCUCUCCACCAAUUCCUUUGAGAUCUUGGACUGGCUCAAACGUUCCUUCUGUUCAAAGAUCUUAGAGAAUUUCUUCAGAUCCAUUUUAAUUUGCUUGAUCUGCUCCUGGCUCAGGAGUGUUGGAGGCCGGGGCCGCCACGGCAUCUAGCAGAAACGGUCCUUGUUCUUCUGCAGAAGGCUUGCCAGGUUCACGACUACGCUGUCAUGUUGAGGUCUGAAGGGAGUGGGUGGAUGCGCAGAACACUCAGGGGGGCCGUAGGCAGCUAUUCAAGUACAGUGCACCCAGUUUUGGUUCUGUGCCAGGAUUAAACCCACGAUAUUUCACAAUGUGUAUAUGAAUUCUGAUGAAGUGUUUCUAGGAGAUGGCUGCCCUGUAACCUAUUCUUUGCCAGAUGUCUACUAUGAGUUUUUCUACCAUCCUCAUGACUGUGGUAUCAUAUCUCAACCUCUCCAGGAAGUUAUUCUGCUUAGAACUAAAAUCAAGUAUAUCUCAAGAGAUUCUACUGUCCGAUCUGAAAUGCCUCUGUCGUGUGUUGUCCGCAAUCGUGGAACCUCGUUAUUUUGCUCAGACGGAUCUCGAACUUCUGGGUUCAAGGAAGUCUCUCUCCUCGACCUCCCACGUAUCCGGGACUACAGACCCCCAAAUGUGGUGGUGGAUACUGUUAUGCCAAAUUCAGGUCAGAAUCCUCUUUUAAAUGCAGUUGAAAUGAGAGAUGGGGAAAAUGUUACUGAAUGGGAGAUAGAUGUGAGGAUACACAUUGCGAAUGAAGAUGAGGCAGUAACUUCUACAACACAAUCUUGUAAGAAUCUGACUGCUAUAGGCCCUUGUUCAUCAAAUGAGUGCCUUUAUUGCAAGAGAAGAAACAGUGCUGUCUGCUUUGGUAUUGAGAGGCAAUUUGAAAUCUCUGCCAUGGCUGCUUAGGACUGAGGAUUUACUGUGCUAUUUUGUGAAAAUCUGAGAAGCAGGAAGGGGAUUUAAUGAUCUCAACCAUCAUCCACCUGAAAAACCUAACUUGAGAUUUUAAAUAAAAUGGCAGGCUGCCUUCUACUAUUUCCCUUUUAAAAUGGGAACUUUCCCUACUUUUA